Molecule: messenger RNA, 1326 nt
Organism: Penicillium brevicompactum
Lineage: Eukaryota; Fungi; Ascomycota; Eurotiomycetes; Eurotiales; Aspergillaceae
Product: geranylgeranyl pyrophosphate synthetase
Exons: 1
Coding region: 1-1326 (441 amino acids)
Source: RefSeq, a predicted model, not a curated record
AUGUCAGACUUCAAAACGACCUCCGAGGGGAUCCAGGAGAUCUCUCGCUUCAGCCUCGAAUCUUCUGCUCCAGCGGAAGCAACAAUUACUGAUGUGAGGCACCUGGCGUCUUAUAACUGGAUCGAAGCAUCAACACCCACCAUUGCUGUCCCGGGCAGUCCAGCUCAGUGGUCCGCUCCACCAGGAUCCCGUCAAGUAAAGAAAGAUAGCGGCCUUGUUUAUAUUUCUCAGAAUGCCGCUCGUCAUCCUGAUAGCCCUCUAGAACCAUUAUUUCGCUCUCUUUACAUUGAGCAACCCUCGUUCGACAUAAACUCAAUCGACAUUGUGACCGAUCGAAACAACAUUCGUAAACUUCUGUCGUUUAUCAAGCCGAAUUUGAGCAAAAACGGUCUCGAUGCAUUCACCAUCCAGGUGGACAUGACCGCUCAGACUGCGAUCUUCUCCCGUAACGAGACCGCCACCUAUGAAGUUAUUGGGCCGGGCGAAUUUCGGGGCUUUGGACAUGAAUUCGAAAAAGCAUAUACGAUCACUCAGGUCAAAGACAGCACUGGGCACCAUCGCAUAAUCUCAUACCGACUGGGUGGGCUGAGUUUCCUCGUGCGCCAUGAGACAGACGGGUUUGUUGGAGAUUUGAAAUCCAGUGUAAAGGAUGACGAAUCAACAGAGGACAAUCUUGCCAAUAUCCUCAAUUCCUUGUCCCUCACGCCGGAAACACCUUCCAUAGACGAUCCCUCUAUCAAAUCCAAGUUGACUAUCAAGAGAGAAGGUCGGAUAGCAUCACGGGAAUCAACCCUAGAGAUCAAAACUCGAGUUUUCCACAAACCUCUGGAGCUGACAGAGGUUGCGGCUCAACUCUGGAUUUCUCAAACACCCAACCUUGUCCGGGCUUAUCAUCAACGUGGAAUAUUCUCGACACCAAAAGUGGAAGAUGUCACUGGCGCGAUGAAAGACUGGGAAAAGACCCACCAGGAUGCUAUCACAAAACUCGUUGCACUAAUUAAAUGCAUUUUACGAGUGACCAGAAACUGGGGUGGUAGUUCCACUGUUAACUAUGAUCCCUUGAAAGACAAACUCGUGAUCAAGAAUAGUGAGAGAAAGAAGGUGCUCCCGGAGGAUCUUUUUUCUCGAUGGGAAAUACCCAUCCCCGCCAAUGUCACCAAGAAAACCUCUGUGCAUGGCCCAGAAGUUACUCAAAAAAGGCCCAAUACUCGGAGACCUACUGCGGCACUUGACCAGGAUGAAGUCCUUCCAAAUGGUAUCAAAGCAGAGCCGGCUAAACUUCGACCUUUUACUAUAUCCGCUCUUGCAAACGAACCAGAAUCAUAG